Messenger RNA from Naegleria fowleri, 1278 nucleotides. RefSeq lists its product as uncharacterized. The record is from RefSeq and is a predicted model, not a curated record. The transcript has a single exon. Lineage: Eukaryota; Heterolobosea; Eutetramitea; Acrasida; Naegleriidae. Bases 1 to 1278 code for a protein of 425 amino acids.
AUGUCACACACGGGAAUUCUACCUUUGAGACGACGUAAAAGAUCUCUCAAUUCUUGUUGUUGUGAAGAAAACCCCUUUUCAUGUCAAUUUGAACAUGUAUUUUCCUUUGGAGGAGAAAAUUCCUUUCAUUCACCCUAUGAUGUGAAAAUUUCAUACUCUCUUGAAUGUAUCUUGAUUAGUGAUUAUCUUCAUCGAUCGAUUCAUGUCUUUGAUUUGCAUUCGAAGGAAUAUGUUUCGAGUUUGUUCAUGCAAAACCAUAAUCCCAAAUUUUUAUGUAUUGCAGAGUCGUAUAAGAGUGCCUUCUCGAGGUAUGAAAAAAAUCAUCCAAGUUUGGAAGAUGCUUUAAUUUUGGAUGUUGGAAAAGGAAGAAUUCGAAUGUUUGAUUUGAGACGAUUAAUGACAUUUCAUUCCAAGCAAUUUCCAAAUCUCUUGAGGAGGUCGAACGAAACAAAUCAUCCAAUCAUUCAAAUCCAUCCUUAUUGUGCGAGAAAUCCAUCUUUUGAAUCGAUUUCACCUCAUGAUGCGUUGGAUGCUAAUGAGAAUGCAUGUUCACACUAUAUAUGGCAAUCGAAUGAUUUCAAGUUUCCAAGAGGAAUGGCAGUCUUGACAGAGACUUGUCAAGUAUUUGUGUGUGACAUGUUUGAUGAUUGCAUCAAGGUGUUGGAUUUGAAGAAUGGAGUCCAAUUGUCUCGAAUUGAAAUAUUGAGACCUCAUGACGUUGAUGUCUUUAUAUCGAAAAAGUUCAAAAAAAACAACCACGGUUGUCAAAAUAAUAAGGGAACAAGUGUGACAAUCACAACGACACUUGUGAUUAGUAGUGAUCAUGAUGGAAUUCAAGUAUUGUCACAGGAGAAACUUGAGAAUGAAAAGAUGAUCAUUAACAAUGAGGCAUGUCAAUGUGGGCAAACAGUUCACUCAUCGUCGACCACAACAUUGAUGGAAUCAGAAUGGACAAAUGCCAAGAUCAAGUUUGAAGACGAGCGAUUGCCGGACGAUGAUUGGGAUCCCGUUCAUCCUUUCUCGUUGGUUGUGGAUAUGAAAUGCAGCAAUCUAUUUGGACUCUCGCAGCAACAACAACAUGUAAUUGUGAGUGACAGCUAUCAUCAUCGUAUUAAGGUUUACUCGCUCCAUAAUGGAAAACUGGUCAAAACAUUUGGUAAAUACGGAGAUGCAAUUUCCAAUGAAUUCAAAUGCACGUUUGGAUUGUGCAUGAAUGAAAUAAGUGGAGAAUUGCUGGUUUGUGACUCGUGGAAUAAUCGUGUUGGUGUAUACAAGUAG